Molecule: messenger RNA, 5421 nt
Organism: Hemibagrus wyckioides
Lineage: Eukaryota; Metazoa; Chordata; Actinopteri; Siluriformes; Bagridae
Gene: fam135a
Product: family with sequence similarity 135 member A
Exons: 24
Coding region: 381-4589 (1402 amino acids)
Source: RefSeq, a predicted model, not a curated record
UGAGUGAGUGAGUGAGUGAGAGAGAGAGAGAGAGAGAGAGAGAGAGAGAGUGAGUGAGUGAGUGAGUGAGAGAGGGAGAGCCUGAACGAACGGAAAUCGAACGGUGUUCCGGUGUUAAGGGUCGUUAGUGUUUGGUAGUGAAGAGUUUCCGUGAAGGGGAAUGCAUAAGACAAGAGUACCAGAGCAGGAAAAAAUAGCAAAUGAAGAAAAUAUGGUGAUAAUGGUGGUUAUCUUGAAACGCACAGGGACGACUGCUUGGCUUAUGGAGAUUGAAGAUUUCUGUGAAGGCAUCUGCAUGUUAAUCAGCACAUUCCCUGAGCACCCAGCCAGUUAUGCUGCAGGUGAAUUGAAGCUGGCCUUUAACCACCACUGAAGCCAGUAUGUGUGAGGUCCAGGCCACUGUGGAAUUUUCUGUAGAGCUCCACAAGUUUUACAAUGUGGAUCUGUUUCAGAGAGGGUUUUAUCAGGUCCGUGGCACUAUGAAAGUACCUCCUCGGAUCCCUCACAGAAUAGAGACCAGUCUCCUUCAUCCCUCAAAUUCAGAUAUGGUUCUUCCUGCGUCUGUGCAAGGUGAUGUCAUCUACAGCAAAACCUUUCAGAUUCUCUACAAAAAUGAAGAAAUAGUAGUCAACGAUGUUUUCCUGUAUAAGGUGAUGAUGCUACUAGAUGAGAAGAAGGUGGAAGAGUCCCUAAAUGAUAUGGAUUUUCAGCUCUCUCUGGACCUCUACUUUGCAGAUGGCGACUAUAUGCCGGAGGAUUCCAGGUCAUUACAGAGUAUCAGCAGUCGAACUUUGCGAUUACAUUUUAGUCUCCAAAGAGGCUUACACCAGCACAUCAAUGUAAUGUUUGACUACUUUCACUUAUCAAUCAUCUCUGUCACCAUCCACGCCUCUCUGGUGGCACUGCAUCAACCACUCAUUAGUUUCCCCCGGCUUGGGAAAAGCACCUGGCUAAACCGUAAUGUACCGGCACAGAGUAAAGACCUCCUGAUUCCCACGCUGGAGACAGUGGUAUUUGGCUGCACCUAUAUCAAGCAGCUGUCCCAAGAUGGCAAGACCUUCCUGGUGUCAGAUCAGUGUCUGCAGCAUGCCUUCAACUUGCACCAUAGCCUGUGUGCCAGCUUGCUGCUGGCCUACCAGGGCAUCUUUGAGUACUUUAUGGCUCUUACAGAGAGCCUCCCUUCCUCUCACCGGAUGGAGCUUGAGGAUGUAACACUGAAGUCCAGAAUUUCCAUGUACUCCAAGGCCAGCAUGCAAGUCCUAUAUGAGCGAGUUCUAAGAAGACCUUUUCCCAGAGGCCAAAGGCACAUCCACAUAGAAAAACUGGAUGUGGAAGCCCGUCUCCAUGAGCUUUGCGAACAUGUCAAGCAGAAGGCAGAGAGCCCAGAUGAGCUUGCUGAACUAGUUAAUAUGAAUCUUGCACAGUUGUGCUCUCUGCUGAUGGCUCUGUGGGGCCAGUUUCUGGAAACUGUCACCGUGAAUGACAGUGUCAUGGCAUUGUUGGCCCAAGAACAUCACAUCCUCAGGGUACAGAGAUUUUCUGAGGCUUUCUUUUACCUUGAGCACCCUAGACAGGCUGCACUGGCCUUCCAAGAGUUGCAUGCACAUAGCCACCAACAGAUGACUGGGGUCAUUAAGAACUCCUCGUACUUUCUUUCCCUACCACCACUUUCUGUGGAAUGUGCUGAACUAGAUGGAGAUGUCAACUCCCUGCCAAUCAUCUUUGAGGAUCGAUAUCUGGAAUCUAUUAAAGAGGAUCAUGAUGGCCCAUGGCUUGGCCUGCCCAUCCCCAGGAGUGCCUCUGGGCCUACUAAACCUGAUAAGCCUGCUUUAAAAGACAUAGGUGCUCACAGUCCUUACCCAGAACUCAAUCAAGCUACUUUAGUCACUAACUGGCACAAGGAGAAUGAUCCUCCAAUAAAAUCCAAGUCCAAGUCCAUCAAACUGAGGAAGAGCAUCAAGACUGAGAACUCUAAAAAAUUGGUCAGACAGUGCUCAAAGGACUCUGUGAUUUUGACAGGCUACAAGAACCUGAAGGUCCUUCAUGAUGAACCAGAUGACAAGUCCAAAGGAGACUUUCAGUGCAGUCAGAAAGAGAAACAAGAAUAUUUUCUUGAAGAUCCCAGCAGCAAGUUCAUGUCCAAAUACAUGAAUCUGGACAACUCCACAGCAUACAUAAAUCCUAAUAUCACUAGAACUUUCCCUAUAGAACUUGUGAAUAACCGCCAGGCUAACACCGUCAUUCAAAGUGAGAGGUUUACAAAUCAAAGUUCACAAGCACAGGGAUGUACUGAAACUGAAGUCACAGAGGGCAAAGCAACAGAGGGACCCAAUAUUAUGAUCAUACCUGCUGGGCUCCAACAUACUGAGGUCAAACCUAGUAACAAAAACCCCUACCAGGGCGAUAAGGACAACGUCUUAUUUUUAAGCCCCAGUGAUCCAACACUGACAAGGGGAGGCAUUUCAGAGAGUACACAAAAUGAUUGCUGUGAGUCUAUGUCCCAACACAGAGAGAAUUGUGGUAACAGAGAGAUCAAGGGUGUGGGGUCAGAUUGUGCCAUAACACUGAGGAGUUAUUGUUUACCCAAUGCAGCAUCACGACUGUCAGAUUCAGGCAUUGAGAGUGAGCCUAGUUCUGCCACAUUCCUAGUACCAGGUCCUCACACUGUUUCCAGUCUUGCUGAAGUGAAUCUAGACUUGUUUUCACAAGUUAAGCAGACCACUACCAAGUGCCCAGGUUUUUCCCUAAAGCAAUGUCAUCUCAGUAUGGCUUCAAAAGGGCCCAGUGGACCAGAGGGGACAAACCCAGAGAGUACUAGUGGUGUGAGUGGCAUACAGUCUUCUCUAACCUCCAUAAACUCACUUCCCUUAGACAAUGAAAUGGAGUCUGAGGUUCCAUACCGAUUUUCCAGUGUUGUUGUGCAGGAGCAAGCCUUGGUUUUUUCUGAUAGAACUGAUAUCAGUAUCUCUUUUUGUGCCACCAGCCCAACUAGGUCUUUAGUUCACCAAGAAGCUUCCCCCAGCCAUGUUAAUGAUCCAGUGUUUCAUAGUGAUGAGGCUUCUGUUCUUCUGUCCCUUUGCAAAGCUUUUGCUUCGCACCAGAUAUCUGAGCCUGCUAAGCUUGGAACCCCUGUCGGGGAAGAGAUGGGGCUGGACUUUGGCAUUGAUAUGCAGACUGCGGCACAGUCUAGUAUAUCAGCCACCAGUAGUACAGACCUAGUAAAGAAAGGCUUAGUGGAAAAUUAUUUUGGUUCAUACUCCAGCACUGAUAUUUCUGAGAUAAGCCCAGAGGAAACACCGGCUGUUAUGCUGGACAUCCAGACAGGUGUCCAUUCCACUGAAGAAGAUGACGAAGAAGAAAAGCUAAACCAUGAGAUGAUAGAAAAUGGCUACUAUGAGGAGACAGAUAAGUCCAUCUCUGUCAAUGGUUUGCCAGAAUUGAAGGAAAGAAGUGAUGAUGGAAAUGGCAGCAGGACCCCAGAAGCUACAUGCCCAUAUUUUGGACAUAAGAAUUUGGAGCAGCUCAGGAAUAUGAAUUUCCACAGGACCUACCUUCAAAAGCAACCACCUAAACCACUACGGACCAGUGUAAUUCAGAAGUGGUAUGAGAGAUCCCCUCCUGUCCAGAUGAAAGUAUUUACCCAGGCAAAAGAGGAGCUAAAGAAGCUUAAUCUACCAGGAUUCCUUUACAGUGAAAUGGCUGAGUUUGCUUCAGCUGUGCCAUAUUUUAGCCUGGAUGAGGAUGAGAUCUGUGAUGAGGGUGUUCAUCUCAUUGUGUGUGUCCAUGGCCUAGAUGGUAACAGUGCAGAUUUAAGGCUGGUGAAGACCUACCUAGAGCUGGGCUUGCCUGGAUCUCGUAUUGACUUUUUAAUGUCAGAGCGCAACCAGAAUGACACUUUUGCUGACUUUGAUUCUAUGACUGACCGACUUUUGGAUGAAAUUGUACAAUAUAUACAAAUCUACAAUCUCACAGUUUCUAAAAUAAGUUUUGUGGGUCAUUCUCUGGGAAAUCUGAUAGUGCGCUCCGUGUUGACAAGGCCCAAGUUUAAGGCAUAUCUUAACAGACUUCAUACCUUCCUUUCACUGUCUGGACCACAUCUUGGCACCCUCUACAACAGCUCAGCCCUUGUCAAUACUGGACUGUGGUUCAUGCAAAAAUGGAAGAAGUCUGGCUCACUAUUGCAGCUGACUUGCCGUGAUCACUCAGACCCUCGGCAGACAUUUCUCUACAAGCUAAGCAAGAAAGCUGGUCUUCAAUUUUUUAGAAAUGUGGUGCUGGUGGGCUCUCUGCAGGACCGUUAUGUGCCCUAUCACUCAGCUCGCAUUGAGAUGUGCAAAACAGCCUUAAAAGAUAAGCAGAUGGGUAACAAAUCUUUAUCCCCAGGGCCAGUGUAUGCUGAGAUGAUUGAGAACUUAUUAGUACCUGUGCUCCAGAACAAAGACUGUAACCUGGUUCGAUACAAUGUUGUGCAUGCACUGCCCAACACAGCCAACUCUUUAAUAGGCCGGGCAGCCCACAUUGCUGUUCUAGAUUCUGAAAUAUUCCUGGAGAAGUUCUUCCUGGUAGCUGGACUAAAGUUCUUUCAGUAGCUGGUUAGGACAGAAGAUGGCACAAAUACCUCCCAACAUUGAAAUAGACAUUCUCAAUGGCCUAUAUUUUGUUCUUAAUAUUUAGUUUUUGUUUAGCUCAUCUUAAAUCUAGUAUUUGUCAUUUAAGCAUUUUGUAUUGGCAUUUUAAAAAAUAAUUAUUUUUAGUAUUCUGUUCGUCAUGAAAAUAGUAAAUGUACCGAUCAGGUGUAUCAGUGUUAUUUAAGUUAAACAUAUUUUUAUAUCUAAUGGGAAAGUUUGAUUAAAACUUGUUGAUGCUGAACUGGAAAUUUAGCUGCUAAAUGAAUUUAUCAUAUUUAGCAUAGCUUACUGGAGGGCCACCUUUGUUGUGAAUGUUCAUGUUCAAUAGAACAUAAAUGUAUCAGGAGUAUCUGAUACCAAUACUGCAUUAGAUUAUUUUUCAAUCAUUAGUCAUUUAAGUAUAUGCAUUUUGCUGAAACAGCCUUAUACUUUGCUUUGGUUUUAUAUGAUGUCUUUUUAGCUGUUGCAAUGUCAUGCAUAACACAUGUUCCCAUAUGUCCCAACCUGGUGUUGGGUAAAAGGACAUAGUAUGUUGAUUCUUACAUGAGGUGUCCACAUUUAAAAGUCAUUUUAAUUUGUUUCAGUUAAGUAUACAGCAUUCUUGUUCAAUAUUAUUUUGUGUUUGUGUUCAAGAAAACCGAAUUUAAUUUAUUAUCAGGUGCUAAUUUAUGCUUAUAAGCAAGAAAUUGUAAGCAAGAAAUGUAAAUGAAAUGUCAAUUUUAUUAUUCACCAAAAUGUUUUUUUCUAUAAUGGACCUAAACAUCAUUAAAUAAAUUGAAUUAAUGGUUUGGUA